CCGAGCUGCUGCUAGUGACUCAGUUUUGAAUCAUCCACCAUGCGUCUGAGCCUCGCCACGACCGUCGCCGCAGCCGGCCUCCUGCCUACGUACGCCUGGAACAUGGCGCCCGUGCGCUCGAUCCAGGCCCGCGCCCAGGGCGACACGCCGGUGUGGGAUGCGACCAACAAGGCGUUCGUCUCGGCGUACGGCAAGACGUUCGCCGAUCAGUACACGGCCGUGCUCGACACGGUCAACACGGCGAGCGUCGAAGGCGUCCUCAAGUACGUCCAGUCCGAGUGCAUCAAUGCGCCGGACCUCCAGCUCUGCCAGCGCAAGAACAAGGUCAAGAACAUCGUCUUCUACGACAUUACGAUCGCGCAGCCGAACGCGUCGCUCGCACAGUUUGCCACCAACACGGACGUGUACCCCGAGUAUGGUCCGUUCCUUGCCAUGGACGGCGGCGCGUGCUCCGCGUCGGGCACGUCGCUGCCCACCGAGUGCCUCCAGUACAACGGCCUCAACGGCACGGUCGACCUCGGCCCAUUCGUCGGCGGUGUGCGCUCGACGACCGACGGCCGCGCCUUGUACCCCAACACGAUCUGGUUUUCGUACCCCAACAGCUGCGUGCAGACCAAGUGGAGCGGCAAGACACCGGCGUGUCGCCAGCAGUUUACCGGUGGUCUCUGCCCGUUCGGUGUCAAGCCCGACGGUGUCAAAUGCACGUACUCGUACACGAUCCUUGGCUGGGUCGCGCUUGACGACGUUGUCGGUAUCACGAGCAUGACCAACCCUGCGACGAAGGCGCCGUUUGCCAACUACAGCGAGUUUUGCAACGCCAAGCUCACCGAGUUCAGCGCGCCGCUGCUCUCGAACAACUCGUGGGGCGAAGUCACGUCCAACUUGACCUUCUGGAACAGCCCGAACGACGCCGCCGCCAACCAAGCGCGUGCGCAGGUCGUGGUCGACACGUACAGCUCGAAGCUCUCGGGCAACAUGGUCGCGAUCCCGACGAUCAAGGAGCUCACGGCCGCCAACCCGCCGUGUUACAAGAACUACAAGGCGUGCUACGAUGCGCCCUUUGGCUGCCGCCGCACCUUGUACGCGCAGGUGUGCGAAGUGUGCACGUCAGCGGCCGCCGACUGCGUCGUCAAGGACUCGAGCUACUCGUUCCCGGCGCUGACGCUGGCGACGAUGCCGCCGACGAUUGCGCCGACGACCAAGACGCCAGGUGCGCCGGGUGCUCCGGGUACGUCGGGCAGCACCCAAGGCGGAAGCACGCCGGCGCCCAAGGCCUCGGACGCGUCGUCCCACGAUGUGAUUGGCGCUGUUGCAAUCGUGGCGCUCGCGACAAUGUGGUAAUUAGUGGGCUUCAUCCUGGGUGACUCGAAUGACAUAUUUCUUCAUUAACUUUGUGGACUGAUGACGUGGCAGUAUCUCGU
This is a messenger RNA of Saprolegnia diclina VS20, 1421 nucleotides long. RefSeq lists its product as hypothetical. NCBI's taxonomy places the organism in Eukaryota, Oomycota, Saprolegniomycetes, Saprolegniales, Saprolegniaceae. The record is from RefSeq and is a predicted model, not a curated record. The transcript has a single exon. Bases 40 to 1341 code for a protein of 433 amino acids.